UUACGACACAACAUGGAGAACCUGUAUCACGAGACUUGGGGAAGUCAGGCUCCUGUUUUCAAAGAUUUCAGUGUCCGAGUUCCACAGCCGCGAUAUCGCCUCCCGCUGGGAUACAAAAUGAGCCUUCUGAGAAGUGAGAUCAAAGGUCUCUCUCAGGGAUCUUUCGCAACUCAGAUGGUAGAGCAGGCUUUUAAAAAGCUGGAGCUUGGAUCGCCACUUCCCUCUGGCCACCGUCAACUUCUUGUUAGAGAAGAGUAUCGCCGGACUGAAUUGCUGCUACAGGAAGCUGAGCAAAUGAAGUGGUCUCCGGUCACUGGGACACGAGAUUUUUAUGGAGGACUAGAUUUCGCAGUUUCUGGUCAGCCAGGUUCAGGUACUUAUUAUUUAAUGGAUUCCUCUCUGGGUAGUUGCUCUGACAUAUGGAUAGGGAAGUCCUUUUUCCUUUGGUACCUUCUUGUGCGUAGGCUUCUCAUGUGCCAACCCACCGUAUAUCGUCUCAGUGAUCAAACAUGUUAUUAGUGUUCGCAAGCGGCUAGUCCGGCUUUACCGGCCUAUCUGACCGGGCACUGCCGGACUGUAGAUACCCGCAGGCUUUCAGAUAUCCACAAGCAUGUCGAGAUAUCUUUCUGGCAUCUUCAGAUAUCUUCGGGCAUCUCCAGAUAUCAGCAGGCAUCUUCUGAUUCAGCUGUGCACAGACGAAGUAUUUACUGAUCAGGUGGCAUAUGCCGGGAGCCUGCCGGUGCCCCCAGGCAUCCAUGUUACCUGCAGGCUUCACAAAAGCCUGGCCUACGAAGCCCAGGUCAGUUUCACUUUGACCUGGCCGGGCCGGACUGUGGAUCUGCAGGGUAUCUGCAGGUCUGUCUGGCCGCCUGCGAACGCUGCAUGUUAUUUGUUUGAUCACGAUUCCGAGGGGAGGCAAGUGGAUGUUGGUUUUUUGUUUCGCCUUCCAGAGGAAAGGAAACGCCUACUCUGGAUUCUGACAGAUGAGGCUCUUACCAAUCCGCCAUGGAAUUUGGGCAUACACAGUUGGUUUGUUGUCCUGGCAGCUGCUCCAGUACUGGUGAACACUUCGGAGCAGUGGGCAAACUAUAGGAAUAUUAGCAUCCAGUAUAUGAGCAACUGGACAUGGGGUGAAAUUGUUGCUGCUUUCAGGUGGUUAUCCUUCCUUCAUUUCUGGGAGAAGAUAUCGGCUAACUAUAGUCCUGAGAGGAUAGUCUGAGGCUUGCCGGACCCCCUACUUCCGAGGAAAUGGAACGGCUCUUCAGUACCUUCGCCUGCCUAUGCCCCGUUGCGAGGACGUGCUUGGAUUCAGUUCCUGCUACAAACGAUGUAGGAUAUGAUCUUGCGCUUAAAAGUUAUCUCAAGCAGCUGGAUUUGGAAAUACGGGCCUUCACUAUGCAUCGCGCGUAUCUCGAUGUAGGAAAGCGUGUAUAUCGCGAGUCUACCCAUAGGAUUGCAAUUAUUGAUCCUACCACGGAAGCUCUGUCGUACACCACUCGAAUCGCAACGAGGUAGAUUGCGCACCAAGUGUUGGAAACGGUGCGAAGGCAGUCGCAGCGGGCUUGUUACCUACUCUACCACUCUCUUUCCUGUCAACCGGAGUUUCUCCAUGUGGCAGGCUGGUUUUUCGAGGGCCAAGCUCAUGACUGUUUCCAACAAGGUGGAACCCUUGCGGCUAAGGAACUUACGGAGGGGUGUCACUCCAGGCCCUUUGUAUCCGUGACAGAGAGGUUCAAAUCUGCUUCGUGGAAUUAUUUCACCAAUGCCACGGACUUAGCUGAGCAGGUUCAGGUAGAGGGCGGCGCGGGUAUUUCGCCAGGUGCAAUAGGAAAAUAUUUUCUACCUCAUAGAUAUAACCCGGGGGCUGAUGGACUGGUAUUCAGCCAGGUGGAUACACUAAUUAUGUUGCGAAUUACGUGUGGCACUGAUUACCAAAUCGAGUCGUCAGAGGUGAGGGGCCUUCUCGAAUCAUUGCCGGAAACCAUCACAAACGUACACCUCGUCUUUGUUAUUCCGCAAGGGUUUCUCCCCGACUAUUCGAACCCCCCAAAAGUACACGGUACUGUUAGCGUUAGGCAACAAGGAAAGAAGCUCAUGAUCAGGCAGUUUCAUCUUGUGUUGUCGAAUGAGGUCAUGCAACAAGCGGGCGUAGGUGGG
This is a messenger RNA of Tuber aestivum (summer truffle), 2157 nucleotides long. NCBI's taxonomy places the organism in Eukaryota, Fungi, Ascomycota, Pezizomycetes, Pezizales, Tuberaceae. The record is from the annotation of a GenBank genome assembly.